This is a messenger RNA of Annulohypoxylon maeteangense, 1021 nucleotides long. RefSeq names its product acyl-CoA N-acyltransferase. Gene Ontology annotation, molecular function: acyltransferase activity, transferring groups other than amino-acyl groups. Bases 150 to 782 code for a protein of 210 amino acids. The transcript has 2 exons. The record is from RefSeq and is a predicted model, not a curated record. Lineage: Eukaryota; Fungi; Ascomycota; Sordariomycetes; Xylariales; Hypoxylaceae.
UGAAAACAGUGCAGCUUCUACUUCUCUGUCCACAUAUAUCAAGCUAGUGGUCAAGCAGGCUUCCGUACAGACGUCGAUCCAUAGGCCUUCGUUUUACCAACUCGCUUAUAUGUACAGGCAAUCGUUACUGCAUAAAGCAAUCAGCUAGGAUGUCUCUAGAACUACAGCCAGCCACUGAAGCCGACGCGCGCCGAUCAGCAGAGAUUGAAGGGGUGGCGUACGCCUCAAACUCGUUCAGCGAAAUUUUGUUUCCAGGGCCUCCUCCGCCGGAUGCAUUUGAUGGGAGAGCAAAAGGGCUAGUUGCCGAGUUACAUAACGAUGCUACGGUGCGAUGGUCCAAGGUUGUUGAUACCGACUUGCCUGAAGGCGAGCAGAUGAUCGCCUUUUCUAAAUGGCAUAUCCACGCCGAGCCGCCAAAGCCGACGCCUCUUCGUGAGUUCGGUCCCGGAUCCAACGCUGAGGCGUGUGAAUUGGUGUUCGGUGGCACUAUGAAGCAGAGGGCGCGUCUCUGGGGAGAUAGGCCACAUGUCUAUAUGGCACUCCUCCACACCGAUCCAAAACAGCAAGGCCGCGGUGCGGGAAGGAUGCUAGUACGGCAAGUUAUAGACGAGGCCCGUAGGCUUGGUCUGGUUGCCUACCUCCAAUCUUCCCCGGCGGGCCAUGAAAUGUACAAGAGAUGUGGCUUCCAUGACAUCGAAUGCCUAUCCACCGACUUAAGCAAAUGGGGAGCUAUGGAGACGCACUGUAUUUGGGCGAUGAUGUGUGAUCCGUCUAAUACCUAGUCUUUAGAUUGAUGUCGGCGCAAGAAAGACAUAUUUCAAGUCAACGAAUAAAUAUGAGAGAUCAGAUGUAGUUUUGAACAUAAUGAGUUGAGUUGUACGAGGACAACACAUAUGUACAUCUCCGAGUGGAGCCUAGAAAUGUCCGGAUACAUCAUCUCACUCGGAUCUUACCUGAGCACUCAUGGAUCUCAUCUCACCUUUAUCUUGCAUUUAAGUAUUUUGUGUCAAAUGAACAGAGA